Messenger RNA from Kogia breviceps (pygmy sperm whale), 5987 nucleotides. It is a transcript of the gene N4BP3, whose product is annotated as NEDD4 binding protein 3. Gene Ontology annotation, cellular component: cytoplasmic vesicle. NCBI's taxonomy places the organism in Eukaryota, Metazoa, Chordata, Mammalia, Artiodactyla, Physeteridae. The record is from RefSeq and is a predicted model, not a curated record.
CGCUGCCGAAAGAAUUGGCGUCCCUCCCUCGCCAAUCCGGCUUCGGCGCCCGCCCGCCCGCGUUUUUCCGGCUCCUGCCUCCUGGCAGCUCCAGCCUGGUUCGCACCGGCGCCUUGGAGGGAGGGUUCAAAUCCGCGCAAGGGAGCUGCAGCGCGCGAGGGGUGCGGAGCGGAGCCGGCAUGGAAUCCUGUCCUGGAUUCUCUCUGGAACCCACAUCUGCCACUCCUGGGUGGGCCAGGUGGGGAGCUGACACAGAGAGCAAGCACCUGGUUUUAGGGCAUCAGGGGAGUUGGGCAGCAAGCACCUAUCUGCUCUGAUGGAGCCUCCUGACCCCCAGAAGCAGCCGCCUGUGCCCUGGUGAAACUUCAUGGCCACAGCCCCAGGCCCUGCUGGCAUUGCCAUGGGCAACGUGGGCAGCCUGUUGGAACGACAGGACUUUUCCCCUGAAGAACUACGGGCAGCACUCGCAGGGUCUCGGGGCUCCCGCCAGCCUGAUGGGCUGUUCCGGAAAGGCUUGGGCCAGCGCGAGCUCUUCAGCUACCUGCACCUCCCCAAGAAGGACAGCAAGACCACCAAGCGGGCCCCUCGGAACGAGCCUGCCGACUAUGCCACCCUCUACUACCAGGAACAUCCUCGGGCUAGUGACUUCAGCAAGACUUCGCUGCCUGAGCGGGGUCGUUUUGACAAGUGCCACAUUCGCCCAUCAGUAUUCAAGCCGGCAGUGGGCACCGGGAAAGGCUUCCUGUCCAUGCAGAGCCUGGCGGCCCACAAGGGUCAGAAGCUGUGGCGCAGCAAUGGCAGCCUGCACACGCUGGCCUGCCACCCACCCCUGAGCCCAGGGCCCCAGGCCAGCCAGGCCCAGGCCCGUGCCCAGCUGUUGCACGCCCUCAGCCUGGAUGAGGGUGGCCCUGAUCCUGAGCCCAGUCUGUCCGACUCCUCCAGCGGAGGCAGCUUUGGCCGCAGUCCCAGCACCGGCCCCGGCCCCUUUUGCUCCUCCCUGGGCCACAUUAACCACCUCGGGGGCUCCCUGGACCGGGCCUCACGGGGUCCCAAGGAGGCUGUGCUGAGCUGCCUGCCCGAACCACCGCCCCCCUAUGAGUUCUCCUGCCCCACUGCCGAGGACAUGGUGGCCAUGCUGCCCGACACCUGCGAGGAGCUCAAGAGGAACCUCAGUGAUGAGGAUGGUGCCAACCCCUUCACACAGGUGCUGGAGGAGCGCCAGCGGUUGUGGCUGUCUGAGCUGAAGCGCCUAUACGUGGAGCAGUUGCACGAAGUGACCCAGAAGGCCGAGCGUAGUGAGCGCAACCUCCAGCUCCAGCUGUUCAUGGCCCAGCAGGAGCAGCGGCGCCUACGCAGGGAGCUGCAGGCACAGCAGGGCCUGGGCCCAGAGGCCGACCCCAGUGCCCGACCAGAGGAAGAAUCCCGAUGGGAGGUGUGCCAGAAGACAGCAGAGAUUAGCCUUCUGAAGCAGCAGCUGCGGGAGGCCCAGGCUGAGCUGGCACAGAAGCUUGCUGAGAUCUUCAGCCUGAAGACGCAACUUCGGGGCAGCCGGGUGCAAGCCCAGGCCCAGGACGCAGAGCUGGCCCAGCUGCGAGAGGCUGUGCGGAGCCUGCAGGAGCAGACCCCUCGGGAGGAGGCCCCAGGCAGCUGUGAGACUGAUGACUGCAAGAGCAGGGGGCUGCUGGGGGAGGCAGGAGGCAGCGAGGCCGGAGAUGGUGCCGAGCAGCUGCGGGCUGAGCUGCUGAAGGAGCGGCUCCGGGGCCAGGAGCAGGCAUUGCGCUUUGAGCAGGAGCGGCGGAUAUGGCAGGAGGAGAAGGAACGGGUGCUGCGCUACCAGCGGGAGAUCCAGGGGGGCUACAUGGACAUGUACCGCCGCAACCAAGCACUGGAACAGGAGCUGCGGGCACUGCAGGAGCCCCUCGCACCCUGGAGCCCUCGGCUUGAGUCCUCCAAGAUCUGAGGCCAGCUGAGUGAGCUGACAGCAGAAGCACUGUCAGAAGAUGGCUUGGACAAGCCCACUCUGAGACAGCCAGCUCCUUCCUUAAUAUUGGUCUGGGGCAGAAUCUGCUGUGACCAGCCAAAGAUGGAGAGGCUCGCUGAGAGGAGGGAUCCAGUGGGGCUGUGGGCUGGAUGGGGUGCCAGCAGCAGGAGCCAGGGCAAGGCCCUAGUGGCUGAGGAAUACCCAGGCAGAGCCCAGCCCUGCUCCCUGAUGUAGAUGGCCCAGGAAAGGAGGUUUGGGAGUGAAGAGCCCUGUGAUGCAAAAGGGCCAGUGUGAGGGAGGGAGGCUGGAGUGGGAACAUUGGCCUCCCCAGAAUAAAAUCACAUUUUCUACGAGGAGGCACCAGGUGAUGAUGUUGGGCCUGUCCCUGACCUGAGUCCAGAGGAUCGUGGAUGGUCAGGGUUAGGGCUGUUGUCCCAGGCUGUAGCUCCACCAUGUUUAUGGUCAGUGGGGAGGGUAUGCCUUGUGCCUCUGUGUGCAGCUGCUGGACAUGCCGUUGGGGACUGGAGGAAUCCUUGCCCUGGCACCACAGAGUUUCUUAGCUGCCAUGUGGGAUGACAUUCCUUUCUUUAGCAUCAGUGGGAUUUUCAGAAGGCAAGUCAGCCAAGGUAUUGCUAUAACAUGAAACGACAUCCUCUUUUUGGAAAGUCUGGGCCCCAGGUUCCCAGGCCCAGCUGGAUGUGGGGCCGGCCUAAGACAGCUUCUGCUGGAGAACCUUAAGCCUCCAGGAGGGGCCCUGCCCCUCCCAGAACAUACCUCCCACCUUUCUCUCUGGCUUGUGCACCCCUCCCUCCAUUGGGAUGAGGGCCCUAGGAAGGUGUGGGAGAUGAGGCAGAGAAAGCUUGGUAAAGGGUCAGAACCACAGCCCUUUACCAUAGAACCACAGAACUACAGGGAAUGUGGACAUUUUCCUGUAGGCAUGGGGGGCCAUUGGGGUAUUCUUGAGCAGGAGUGAGAUAUGAUCUGAUUUGUAUUCUGGAAAAUUCUUUCCUGGGAGGAAGCACCCCCAUCCCUGGCCCUGCAUUAGGCUCCCUGACCCUUGCUCUUAGCCAAGGCUGGUCCUUGGCCCCUAAAACCCACUCCCAUCCUUGCCCUCUCAGACAUCUGGCUUCCCCUCUGGCCCCUUGCUCCCUCCUGGGUGGGUGAUCUGGAGCACAGAACCAGACUGGCUGUGCAAGAAGCAUCUCCCUAGCCCUUGCUCUGAAGUUUGGUGUCCUUACAGAUGCAUCCGUGUAACUGCUGCCAUGCAUGGAGCGUUUCCUGCCUGCCUGGUGCUGUGUUAGGCUUUCAGGGAAUGGGGGGUCAGGGUUGAAUUAGAUGUGCUUCCUGCCACAGGGGAGCCAGCACACAGACGUCUCCCUUCCAGGCCCUGUCAUGGUGGGGCAGUGGCCACCUCUGAGAUCUCUGCAGAGACCCUCAGUUUGUUCCCUAUGGCUGUGAUCAGCUCCUUCCCUGGACACGCCUGGCGGCCCCCUCAGGCCCCAACAAGUGGGUCCUGGUGGUGGAGUGGAGUCGCUGUGCAGGGGUUUGGAUGCAGCUGUGGAGUGUGAGCCUGUGUACCCCACCUUUUUAGGGCAGAGAGCAGGGUGUGUGUUGUCUGCUGUGGGGGUGGUGUGUUUAUGUCUGUGUGAGUGUCAGGUGUGUAGUGCUGUGGGUGGCGGGUGUGUCUAAGGGGGUGUGUUUGGGAUUCCUGGGUUGGAGGCCUGGAGGGCUGCUUCCUGGUCCCUCCCUCUGUUGCAUUCUUUCCCACCAGUCUCAGCCUCUUUUAGCACUGGCCAGGCUUGGCUAGAGCCUGUGGCCAGGGCAGAGCCCUGGGCCUAGGUGAGACCCAUCUGGGUUCACCCCUGAGCCCAGGUCCUCUGCCUGGGGAGGGAAAGCAAGGACACUUGGGUUAGGCUGGCCUGUCCAUGACAGGCCUUGAUACCCAUUUCACACACCCUAAUUGAGGUUUGUGGGUCAAUGGUUCCUCCAAAGGGCCCUCCAGAGUUCAGUGCUAGCCUGAAGCCUGGGUCACCCCCAGGGCCUGGAGCUGGUCAGGCUGGGUGCCCACGUGCCCCACAGUGGCUGGGUCCACCUUUUGGUGUCCCAGCUCUGCAGAACAGCUCCCCACCCAGCAAUUAGGGAGCUGGGCUGGCCAGUAUAGCCAGCGGGGAGUGGGCGGGCGGUACCAAAACUUGGCAUCUGUGCCAGAAACCAAAGCCAGGCCCAGAUGUAGGGGGAGGGCACAAGAGAGCCGAAGCUGGGGUGGCUCAGAGGGAGCCAGAUCCCUGUGAGCUCAUCCCUGCUGGGAAAACCAGUUCCCUGUCCCCAAGCCGGCUGGGCGGCUCUGGGGCCAGCCGAUCACAGGUGCCACUGUAGUGUCUACUGCUUGGGGCAGCCCCUCUGUCCUGCCCCUGGUGGACCCCUUAGCUCCCCAGCUGUCCUCAGACCCCCACCCCCAGCAGACUAGGCCCAAGAGCUAAUUCUCUCCAGACUGAGACUAGCUCCCUACACUGGGCUCCCAGCCCUUGGUCCCUCUUAUUCUCAGCUCAGAUAGCUUCACACCCUCCAGUGGCUCCCUGGGCCCCUUAACCUGUCACUUGAGGCCUCUGACAGUCUCCCUCCAGGGUCACUGAUAGUGGUGCCUCUCCUGAUGCCAGCAGCCCUCUGGGCCCUCAUUCUCCAGAUGUCCCCUCACGGUGCUCAGAUCUUGCCUCCUUAGGAAAGCCUUCCCUGCACUGACACCCUGCCUAGGCAAUUCCUCACUCCCUAUGUCUGCAGCCCCUCCGUCUCUCCAUCAGCUUUUUCUGUGCUGUUGGAAUUGUCAGUUUGCCUCUGUUUCCUCGGGGCUGUGGGCAUGGUUGGGGCAGGGCCGGCUCUUCUGUUUUCAUCCCCAGAGCCUGCUCUGGUUCCAGCCCAGCAGGCACUGGGGGGCUUUGGAGUCAAGAGAGACCACACCUCUCCUCUGACUAGUAUAUGGGUUCAAGCUGGUGGGGCGGGGGGAAGAUGGCAAAGGUUCCAGCUCAGAGCGUUCAUUCACCUUUCGUGCCACCUGGUCUGAACCAGGUCUGUGCCAAGCACUGCCAUUCACUGCACAGUGAUGUACUGAGUGCCUCCCUCGGGGAGGAAGCCAAGGUGGUCAAAGCCUCUGCCCCCAUGGCCCUUCCCGGAGGGUGGGGGAGAGAGACAAUACACACACAGGUCCACAGUAGUGACUGGGCCAGAAGAGUGCAAACAUACAGAGGUGGGGACAACAGAGGCACCUCCACGGUGGUGAGCAAGUCAGCAGGUCACGGAGAAGGCAGAGGGGGCCCAUCUGGGGGAUUGAGAGUCAAUUUCUUUGAGACUGGGGGAGCUGCAGGUAUUAGGGAAACUUUUUCCAAAGAGGGUGCAGGUGACAAUUCAGAUUGCAUAACCCACCACCCUAGUAGGUGGGGGCUUUAGCCCUCUGUAUUGGAUUCAGGAAAGAAAAAGAAUGUGCUGUUUCUUGAAACAAAAACAAAAGUGGAAUAGGUCAUGAGAGGUGAAGUUUGAGUGCCAUGGGAGUUCAGAGGAGAGCUAGCUCACUCAUCACUCCAGGUCAUAGGGGGGCGGAGGGACGGAUGUUGACCAAACUUUGGUCGGCCACUUCCGAGCUUUCUUUUUGACUGUGCCUUCCUGUGUCCUUCCUUGUGCAGUCCAGUUCUAGUGAGAAUCCUCCUAAGUUAGGUUAGACAGAGUUCUCCCAUCCUCCAUAUCUGAUCACCUUCCAUAUCUAAUCUGGUUCCUCAGCCUCCACCAUCUCCCAGGUUAUGUCUGGUCACUCUGGCCUGCCUUCAUUGAGAAUCCUCUGAGGUCGUUUAGCCAGUUCCCCCUGCACCUUGAGGUUUCCUCUUAGUAAUUUAUCAUCUGCUGAUCUCCACCCUGCUCCUUGGCUAUGAAUUCAACGUUUCCUGGUUAUAUUUGGAGUUGAGGCCGCUCUCUGGCCCCUACCACAAAACCCCAUUCCAGUAGCCCCCCUUGAAUAAAG